GGGAUUUGGGGGGGAUGCUCUGAUCCCAGAGGGGGACAAAUCCCUGUUGGAUCUGAUCCGGGGGUGUCACCUCCCCUGUCCCCAAUCCCGGGGGUGUCACCUCCCCUUGUCCCCAAUCCCGGGGUGUCACCUCCCCCUGUCCCCAAUCCCGGGCUGUCACCUCCCCGGUCCCCCAGCCCCGAUCCCGAUGUCCCCAGGGGUGCCAGACCCCCCCAGGAACCCCUCGGGGGUCCCUCGGUGUCCCCUCGAGGUGCCCGGACCCCCGGGUGCCCCCCCCGGGGAUGUCCCCUCUGUCCCCGCCUUGGGGACGCGGCGGCUCUGGAGCGGACGGCGGAGCCAGGGCGGGUGAGUGUCCCCUGAGCUGUCCCCACGUCUGUCCCCAACCCCUGCAUGCUCCAGAGCCGCUCUCAGCCCUCCCUGUCCCCUCUGUCACUCGGGGGUGGCACCGGGGUCACCAACGUGUCACCCCAGGGACAGCGAGGGGUCCCCUGUGCCACCCUUGGGUCCCCUUGUGCCACCCUUAGGUCCCCAUGUGCCACCCUUGGGAUCCUCUGUGCCACCCUUGGGUCCCCUUGUGCCACCCUUGGGUCCCCAUGUGCCACUCUGGGUCACCCUGUGCCACCAUUGGGAUCCUCUGUGCCACCCUUGGGUCCCCCUUGUGCCACCCUUGGGUCCCCAUGUGCCACUCUGGGUCACCCUGUGCCACCCUUGGGUCCCCUGUGCCACCCUUGGGAUCCUCUGUGCCACCCUUGGGUCCCCAUGUGCCACUCUGGGUCCCCCUGUGCCACCCUUGGGUCCCCCUGUGCCACCCUUGGGGUCCCCAUGUGCCACCCUGGGUCCCCCUGUGCCACCCUUGGGAUCCUCUGUGCCACCCUUGGGUCCCCAUGUGCCACCCUUAGGUCCCCAUAUGCCACCUUGGGGUCCUCUGUGCCACCCUGGGUCCCCAUGUGCCACCCUUGGGAUCCUCUGUGCCACCCUUGGGAUCCUCUGUGCCACCCUGGGGUCCCCAUGUGCCACCCUGGGUCCCCUGUGCCACCCUUGGGGUCCCCAUGUGCCACUCUGGGUCCCCCUGUGCCACCCUUGGGUCCCUCUGUGCCACCCUUGGGGUCCCCAUGUGCCACUCUGGGUCCCCAUGUGCCACCCUUGGGUCUCUCUGUGCCACCCUUGGGUGACAGCGGUGGCACCUUUGGCCGGGGGGUCCCUUUGUCCCCCUGUCCCCGGGGGUGGCCCUGGGGGGGCUCUCGUGUCCCCCGGGGGCGUCGGGGACAAAACCCAAAGCGAGGAAAUGAGCCGCGAGAAAAAGAAAUAAUCUCGAGUUUGCACUUCAGCCUCCCCGACCCCCCCUCCCCGAUUUUUCGUGGUUUUGGUGAAUUUUGGUCACAAUUCCCCUUUUUCCCCAACUCUGAGCCUUUCCCGCUCCUCUCGUGCAAUUCCCCCGAUUGGGGGGGUCCCAAAUCCCCCAAAUCCCCCAAAUCCCCCCAAAUUCCCCCAAACCAGGGGGAGACCCCGACCCCAAACCAGGGGGGACCCAACCCCUGAAUUCCAAGGGGGGGGGACCCCAACCCAUAAAUUGUAAUGGGGGGGACCCCAACCCACCCUGCAUUGGAGGAGGGGUCCCCCCUCUCCAGCCCCCUCCCCAAAUUCAAUGAGCACUUACCCCGGGGGGGGUUGGACCCCCCAAAAUCCCCCCCGGGACCCCUCCCCAGAGGCAAAGGACAAAUGGGGUGAAUUCUGAUGUUUUGGGGUGGGGGGGUUAAUGGGGUUUUCUAUUCAGAAUUUUGGGGUGUUUUCCUUGGCUUUGAUCAUUUCCAGCUGCUCCCCCCUUCCCCCGCCCCCCUCCCCAAUUUUCCUCUUUUCCCAUUUUUCCCUUUUCCUUCCCCAAAAUCCUCCUCACCCCGGGAGCACUUUGACAAAUCGGGUUUUUGGGGCUAAAACCUGAAUUUUUGGGUUAUUUUAGGGUUGUUUUGUUUUUUACUUUUUUCUGGGGGGGAGUCAUUCCCUCUCCACCCCCCCCCCAAGUGCCACUGCCCCAGGGCUGAGUUUUUCAUUGAAAAAAACAAAAUUUUAAAAACCCUAAAACAAAAAAAACAAAAAAAAAAAAAAGGGAUUUUCACCCACGCAAAUGGUGAAAACCUGGAAAAAAAUCCCAAACCCAAGUGCAAUAGUGGGGGGGGGGGGAACUCUUGGUGCUAUAAAUGAAAAUGAUCCUGGGCAAUUCCCACCCCCCAAAAAUCCACCCCAAACCCCAAAAUUGAUUCCCAGGAUUGGGGGGAAGGGGGGGGAUAUUCCCAACCCCAAAAUGACCCCAAAUCCCUUCCCGGGGCUCCUGAGCAGUUCCAACCCAACCCCCACCCCCAAAAAUGGACCCCCCCAGUCCCAAACCUGCCCCCCAAACCCUUCCUGGGAUCCCAGGCAGUUCCCCCCCCCCAAUCCCGGAAUUCCAGGGGGGAAUUUGGAUCCGUGUCCAACCCCCAGCAUCGGUUUAUCCCUAUUUUUAUUAUUAUUAUUAUUAUAAUUAUUAUUAUUUUUGGCUUGCCCCCCCCCCUUGUCCACCCCCUCCUGGGCUGUUGAUAUCCCCGAAAAUUCCCUUUUUUUAUUCCCAGCUCCAAACUUUGAGGAUUUUUCCUGCUUUUUUUUUUUGUUUCCCGCCUAGGGGUAGAUCCGCUUGUGAAAACGCUUUUUUUUGGGGGGGGUUUCAGUUUUGGGGGAGGGUUUUAUUUUUAAUUUUUUUUUUUUUGGUUCCUCCAAAGGCAUUUCCCAUUUCCCAUCCCCAAAUUCCCAACCCCGAAUUCCCCCGAUCCCCCCCAGUCCCCGUUUUGCUUCCGCUCUCGCUGCCGAUAUAACCAGGACUCAUCCGUGUAUAUAAAAAAAAAAACUUGAGCUGUUUCUUGACACAUUAAAAAAAAAGAAAAAAGGUC
Messenger RNA from Camarhynchus parvulus, 2918 nucleotides. Its product is annotated as MAGE-like protein 2. The record is from RefSeq and is a predicted model, not a curated record. The transcript has 2 exons. The coding region runs from base 391 to 1539 and encodes 382 amino acids. NCBI's taxonomy places the organism in Eukaryota, Metazoa, Chordata, Aves, Passeriformes, Thraupidae.